Messenger RNA from Pieris napi, 3768 nucleotides. RefSeq lists its product as uncharacterized. The record is from RefSeq and is a predicted model, not a curated record. The transcript has a single exon. The coding region runs from base 317 to 2065 and encodes 582 amino acids. Lineage: Eukaryota; Metazoa; Arthropoda; Insecta; Lepidoptera; Pieridae.
UGUUUGUCAACUUUUCGUCUUACACCUACUCUGUGCUUCUAUUAAAACUGUCAACAAUUCAGAACAAUGAAAAUAUUAUUUUUUGUAUUUUUCUUGUGGAUCGAGAAUGGAGUCUGGGGGUAGGUAAAAAAAAUGCUUUAAUAUCGUGAAUAAAUUGAUCUACUUAUACAGGACAAAGUUCAGACACUCCGACAUCUCCAAUAUAUACAAAUUUAACGAAUUCAACAGUAAUUAAAGUAAUAUAUGUGAAAAAUAAAUAUUUGCUGUUAACUUUAAAGUCUUAACAGGCUCGGCAUCUGCGAUUUCGAUUUCUACUAUGGCGUUCUCAAUAAGAAAUAUUAUUUCAAACAUACCAUACUUUAAAAAGCCAGGAGAACGCGAAGAUGCAUAUAAAAAGAAACGUCGUAACACGUACGUGUUGGAAAAAUCAAGUUUUGAACAUUUAGAAGCUGAUUCAACUUCAAUGCAGUAUACAAGCUUAGAAUUGCCGGAAUCUGUAAAAAAGUUUACAUCAAAAAAAACCUCCUUGUCCGAUACGGAUAUCCUUACUUUAUCUGAUGCACCACUUCGUCACAGACGCCGUAAAUGCAAAAAACUUAAGUUAGAUAUAAAAAAAGCCAGCCAAUCUAUGAACCAGCUUGAUUUUAACGUAGAAAACACACCAAAACAUGUUCUAUUGGAAAGCCUAACAUCAGAAACAUUCAGUGAAAGGUUUAAGGGUUUUGAUUUUAAUAAAUCAUUUGACAUCAAUGAUAUUUCUGACAUUGAUUCUUCCAUUGAAGAGGAGGAACUUAUGUCGGAUCAUUCUAAUAGCAAUUCAAAAUCGCCAGUUAGAAUGUGCAGGAAAAUGUGCUUAGAACUCCCUUCAAGUGAUGAGAGUAGACCUGUACCAUCAACUUCACCUGAAUCAUUUGCAGAUGUUGAGUUUGAUAAAAAUGAAGAGCAACGUAUGGAGCUUCUACUGAAUUAUCAAAUGAAGUUAGAGAAACUUGAUUGCUUCUUAAAAAAAAUGUUUAAUGAGUUCCAGUUUCAUAUUGAAGUGUCUAAAAUUUUUCAGUCCAAGUCUGUAGUAACAGCUCUUCCUGGAACAGAUUUAUCCAACAUACCUAAAAAGGUUGGAGACAUUAUGUUGAACAAUUUGGAUUUGAAAAACAUUGAUCCAUCAGGAAGUUGGAAUAUAAUUAUGGAGAAGGAAGAUUAUCAAGCUAAAACAAAAGUUAAAAAACAGUUGCUUUCUAUUAAAUCUUCUAUAGACAACUUUAUCAAUAGUUAUUUACAUAAUCAUAGAGAAAACAAAUAUAUGAUUAAAAAAAGGGAGCCACAAAUGCGCAUUAACCCUAAAAAGAAGCAAAAAUAUUAUGAUUUCCCAGAUCUAAGAGAUGCCAUGAUAAAUUUAUUUUCAUUUGAAGAAAGUUUAGAAAGCAGUUUUGAUGACUCCAAGUGUCUUUGCAAAUGUCAUAGCUCCCAAACUGAUUCCGGAGUAACAAUUAAGUCUCCAGAGCACUCAACUUCGAUUUCAUCUUCGAUUGGCAACUUUACUCUUGAUACAUCAAAGUUAACAGCUUAUUCUGAAUCUCUAGACCAGGUUUUGAGUUAUAACAGCUUCCAAGACUCCUUGCAUAGUAUGUUUCUUCAAAAAGCUACUAUUGAACGCAUAACAUUCUAUAUACAAGUGCAUAGCAUUCAAUUACAUUGUGAGUCUAAUUUUGAAACAAAAAAUAUGGUGCUAUUCUAUUGUCCUUCAUGUAAAACAAACAAUGCUGAUGAAAAUGAUCUUUUGAAACAUAUUUUGAGUCAGUCACACUGUGAAAAAAUACAUUUUCUUUACAAAACAGCUUAUAUUAAGAAGUGUGUGGCGGCUGGGAAAGAAAUACAGCCUAGUACAGUUUUGAAUCCAAUGAAAAUGUACAGAGAUGAUAAUAAAAUUGUCUGUUUUGGUGAUGCACUGUAUGCAUGUUCAUUGUGCUUUGAGAAUCUGAUUAUGGGUGAAUCAGUCUUGAUGGCUCAUUGUUCUGAUCCUGAACAUGUGGAACGUAAAGAGAAAUUACAUGAAAUAAUUGAUUAAUAUUGACAUUUGUGAGAAAAAAUAUUGGUGGUUAGUGAUUAAACAAACUUAUUAUUUGUUAAGAUUUUAUGAAUAAGAAAAUUUGACCACUUACCUACACCACAUUUAUGUUUUAAUAAUAAAACACUAUUUCUGUCAGCAUCGGUUUGAUUGAAAUUAAUUCUUUUUGGUGCUCUAAAACAUUUUGCAAUCAAUCAUUAAAACCAAUUAUUAAAAAGGUUGCCGAUAGUUUUUUAAAUAUUUGUACAACUUAUUAAAAGAAAUGUUAUGUUUGAUAAGUUGUCAAAGUUAUUGUUCUUUUUGUUAUUGGAAUAUAAUCACAAAAUUUCUGCUAAUAUAAUUGUUAUUAGUUUUAAUUGGAAAAUUAAUAAGAUUGCAUGUAAUAAUGAUUGACAAUAUUAACAUCUGUAGUAUCUUUCAGAUCUUUCUUUUGUGACUAUUUCUUUCAUUUUUUGUUUCUAUGCACAUGACUAAUCCAUGAUAAAUAUUUUUAUUUUUUUCCAAACUACAUAAUUUACCAUUUGUUGAUAUUUACCAAAAAGGUGCUUCUGAUAAAAAACUUUAUAUUCUACUUAUACAAAAUACUGCCCGAUUGUUGCCAUAUUAAGUAUGUUCCUAUAAAAAAAUUAGCCAAUUUUUUAAUACAAAACAAAUCUCAAAUACAGGGUUUAACAUUAUUAGGUAAUGUUUUUUUAGGUUUUAAUCUAAUUUUAAGAUCAGAAAUAUUUUUAUAUAAACUUUCAAAAUUAAAAUAGGUAAAAAAAAACCCAAACUAAAAUGUGUAUGAAAACGCAUUUAGUAGUGUUUAUUUUUUUAAAUGUAAGUUCAUAAAUAUGUUUGCGAUGUAUCAGCAGCAUUUGUAACUUUAGAUUAAUUUAGCUUUAAGAUGUUACUUGUGUUAAAUUGUUACAACAUUUGAUCUCACUCUCAAAUUAUUCUGAAAGACUGAUUUUUAUACAAACUUUACAAAACUAUAGAAAAUAAGGAAAAUUUACAUUUUAUGGAGCAUUUUUCUCAAAAGAGAAAAUUUAUACAUUUUCUGAUCUUUUGUCUGGUACAUGUCAUUAAUUAAAUUUUAGAAUUCAAGAUUUUAUAUUAAUGAAGUUAAGCUUGUGUAGCUGUAACAUAUGCAUUACUUAGACUAGAAAUUAUGUUUAUGUUAAAUUAACUUUUGCCUGUUAAGAACCUUAAUUUCUCUUUAUAAACUUAUAUAAAUAUUUUUAUAUUCUUGUAGCUACAUAGUUUUAAUAAUGUAAUUAUUAACUUUUGUAGUAGAACAAAAAUAAAAAACACAAAAAAACGCUUAUUUUAGGCUUAAGAUUUUUAUGUAAGUCAUGAUAAACAGCCUUAAUUUUAUACAAACUUAUUAAAUCAUGUCUAAAUUGUGAUUCAAAAUCCAAAGUGUUCAUCUAGAAAUAAAUAUAUUUUGGUUGGAAACAUACAGCUGUAAUUUCUAUGAGUAAAUAUGUUAAAAUUGUCAUUGCAGAACUUUAUAAAAUUUCUUUAUUAUAGUCUGAUUUUAACUUUUUUUUUUCUAUACUAAAAAUUAAUACAAAUAUUUUAAUUCUUAAAUUUAUGUAGACUUUGUCUCCAUUUUUUAAUCAUCUCAUUUUAUAAAAGUCUGUAAUGAAACAAGCUUUAAAUCUAUCUGUGAUUGUAUUUCGGCUUAAAACAGGUAAUAAUAAAAAAUAUGCAGUUUGGAA